AUGGCUGGAAACCUUGACAGCGCAAGGAUUCUCUUGAGACGAGGAGGCGCAGUAAGUCUAAGUACCAGCGACGCCUACGGGUGGACUCCAGUCGCAUGGGCUUGCGCCUACGGAUGGACCUUUCUUUUAGAAGAAAUGGUCACUAUGGCCGGUGAUCAACGACUGUGGGAUUUCGAAGUGACCGUGUGUCUUAGGGACUACGGCACCAGCCCGUACAACUACACACAGGCGAAAGCCCUACAUAUUGCGACAAUAGGGUCGGCAGAGACGGUAGCCUAUCUUCUCAAUCAGGAGUACGCGAUUGAUCUUGAUAUCACUACAUCGGAUGGGACGACUGCACUACACAUAGCCACACUUCUUGGACAACACGAUUCGAUCACCCUUCUCGUAUCCCGGGGUGCAAAUAUUGAUGCCCAGGAUCAUCAUGGCUUUACAGCCCUCCACAUGUCCAUACAUCAUCAUAACGAGUCGGUCACAGCAUUGUUGCUGAAAUUGGGUGCAAAGCACCUGAAGAGCAAGAAUGGCAAGACUCCGUUAGACAUGACCGCGUUUAGAAGUAAGAACAUCAUGCGAAUGGUUCAGGACUCCAUCCUGGGUGCAGCAGCCACUGGCAAAGGUAUGACUGCUCAAGAGAGGCACGUGAAAGCCACAGUAUUGGCGGGCUCCAUGAAGUAUGCAAUUGACAGAGAUGAUGAAGAGGAUGUCGAGAAGCUUCUCGAUGGAGGAUGCUCGCCUAACAUUACCAUGAGGUCUUGUCGAACCUGCACCCCUCUUCUCUAUGCUUUGGGAAAGAAUGACGUCUCUGAACGCUGUGUUUCAGUUCUCAUCAGUCGAGGAGCAAGCUUCAAGGGAAUGACUUGUCGUCGUCAUGGCAAUAUUACACGGUACUACACGGUGGGUUGGCAAAGGGGCUCAAAGAUUUACGAUGACAGUGGCAGUUCAUCAACGUCUGAUUCUUCAUCCUCCUCAUCUGAGGGCAGCAAUUCAGAUGAUCAAGCGUGGCCUAUUAAUGGUUUCACAACACUUGAUUUGUUCAUGGAAGGCGGGAGACCCGAAGAGACUCUCCUUACCUAUCUAGAAGCUAUUCCCCCGGCAGAACUUAUUUGGCUCGUGAAUAAUUCGACCCCAGCACACCAGGCCAUUAAAAGAAAGUCCAGCGAUCCAUUAGCGGUCUUACUCUCACAUUUGAAGCGAGUUAAGUCUUCUCUCGGUGGCAAUGUGGCGAAGGAAGUAGCUAGACAGUCCAAAGGCGAUAGCGGCAACACUCCUUUACAUCGAGCGGCAAUCAAAAAGAAUGUGGUCGCGGCGAAGCUGCUUAUUGCGCAUAGAGCGGACCCAGACGCCGCUAAUUCAUCCGGCAUGGCCCCUCUGCACAUGGCGGCGGAUCAUGACGAUGCCGCGAUGGUAGGGUAUUUACUCGACCAAGGUGCUUCGAUCGACAUCAGAGACUACCGAGGUCGCACAGCACUCCAAACAGCUAUCCUUAAAGACAACAUCCAAGCGAUGGAAGUCCUGCUAGACAGAGGGACGCGAAUUAACGUCAAUGAUGGAGGCAACAGUUUCAUUUUCCUGGAUGAAAUCAAGCCAUUCCACAUGCUGCUGGCGACAGGCAUGAAAGUCAAUCAGCCAGGGGCCCUGGGCCUCCCUGUCUGGUCGUCUGCCCUGGUCAAGGUCGAGAUAGCGACAUUUCUUCUCAAUUCGGACUUUGCCCGAGACAUUGAUAUCGAUCCUCAAACGAUGUCGUCGAUGCCUCCCACUAUUCUACCGGCGCCUGGGCCCUACCUUCUUGCGACGGCUGGGUCAGUUUCAAGACACAACGAGUGA
Colletotrichum gloeosporioides is the source of this 1824-nucleotide messenger RNA. RefSeq lists its product as uncharacterized. The transcript has 2 exons. Bases 1 to 1824 code for a protein of 607 amino acids. The record is from RefSeq and is a predicted model, not a curated record. NCBI's taxonomy places the organism in Eukaryota, Fungi, Ascomycota, Sordariomycetes, Glomerellales, Glomerellaceae. Gene Ontology annotation, molecular function: protein binding.